CCCUCCCAAUCAUGUGAUUCAGGUGUUCCAAUCCCCUCCCAAUCAUGUGAUUCAGGUGUUCCCAUCCCCUCCAUAUCAUGUGAUUCAGGUGCUCCAAUCCCCUCCCAAUCAUGUGAUUCAGGUGUUCCAAUCCCCUCCCAAUCAUGUGAUUCAGGUGUUCCCAUCCCCUCCAUAUCAUGUGAUUCAGGUGUUCCCAUCCCCUCCCAAUCAUGUGAUUCAGGUGUUCCCAUCCCCUCCAUAUCAUGUGAUUCCGGUGUUCCAAUCCCCUCCAUAUCAUGCGAUUCAGGUGUUCCAAUCCCCUCCAUAUCAUGCGAUUCAGGUUUUCCAAUCCCCUCCAUAUCAUGCGAUUCCGGUGUUCCAAUCCCCUCCAAUCAUGUGAUUCGGGUGUUCCAAUCCCCUCAUAUCAUGUGAUUCCGGUGUUCCAAUCCCCUCCCAAUCAU
Messenger RNA from Staurois parvus, 440 nucleotides. Lineage: Eukaryota; Metazoa; Chordata; Amphibia; Anura; Ranidae. The record is from the annotation of a GenBank genome assembly.